UCCAAAAAUUGUGCCAGCAUUCAUUUGCCUUUAAGUUGCCUUCAAAGCAAGCAGUAGUGUAUGGUCAUUCAUAAUGAAAUUUUCGAAAAAAUUGGAAGCACAUUUAACACCUGAAUGGCGCCAGCAAUAUGUUUCUUACAAGGACUUGAAGCAAAUGAUUCUAAAUGUCAGCGAGAACGGCCCGAUUCCACAAAUAGAUUCUCGCCGAGCCAUUAAUGUUUUUAACCAAGCUUUCGAAGAGGAAUUCUUUUCAGAAUGUAGAAAAGAACUUAAAAAGAUCAAUACGUUCUAUGCGGAAAAAUUGGCCGAGGCUACUAGGCGUAACAACGCCCUAUUCAUAUCCUUGACUGCCAUUGUAGAUGAAUUUUGUUUGAAAAAGAGCUCCCACUCACGUUAUAGCUGCAUCAAUGCCAAGGACAAGUUGUCGACAAGAUCGAAAAAGGCCACAUUGGAAGAAUUACGCAAUGCCUAUAGCGAGCUAUACUUGAGUUUGGUGCUGCUGCAAAACUAUAAAUUUUUAAAUCACACAGGAUUUCGGAAGAUUCUGAAGAAACAUGAUAAGCUUUUACACAAUGAUCUGGGAUCCAGGUGGUUUUCCGAAAAUGUUGACAUGGCUUAUUUCUUUAAAAAUCCUGAAGUGGAUAGGCUUAUAGAGGAGACGGAGUAUAAUGUCACGCAAUAUUUGGAAAAUGGCGAUCGAGCCCAAGCCAUGAAACGUUUAAGGGUUCCUCCCCUGGAGGAAGUCCAACAAGUAGGAACGGUGUUUAGAAUGGGAUUAUUGCUGGGAGCUUUUAUGGCGCUAUUCAUCCAAGUGGUUUUGACAGUUCCAGAUUUGGUUCGUCCCGCCACAGUCAAGGAUAAGUUUUACGGUGUGCUUUUGUUUCGCGGCCCCUUCUAUGUCAUACUGUAUUUGUUCUUUUUGGGCAUUAAUGUUUUGCAUUGGCGCCAAUAUGGAGUUAACCACGUCUUGAUAUUUGAAAUCAAUCCCCGAAAGCGCUUAACUUAUUCCCAUAUCUUGGAAUUGCAUGGCGGCUUUGGGGUUUUGUGGUGCCUCUGCGUUUUGGGUUUUAUUUAUGGUCCACAGUUGAAUAUCUCCCGUUAUUGGUUCCCUUUGAUUUUGCUGAUGGCAAUGAUGAUAUUUUUGUUUUGGCCGUUUAAUGUCUUUCACUUGAGCGGUAGAUUGUGGCUGCUUAAAUUGAUGGGCAGGGUGUUUGCUGCUCCAUUUUUCCCUGUGGGUUUUGCUGACUUCUGGUUUGGUGAUCAACUAUGUUCUCUUGCAUCAUGUUUGCUAGAUCUUAAAUAUAUGAUGUGCUUCUACACUUGCAAUCCCAAGUGGAGUGAUAACUUUGAAGCUUCUAAAUGCCUGGAAACUGAUUAUUUGGUAAAUGCCAUUGUACUUUGUCUACCAGCUUGGUUUAGAUUUGCCCAAUCAUUGAGGCGUUAUCGUGAUACCAAACAGGUGCAUCCCUUUUUGGUGAAUGCUGGAAAGUAUUUUACCACCUUCCCCAUGGUGUUGUUUGCAACAUUAAUGGCCUAUCAUAAAGCUGACUAUUCCCCUUUUUUCCAAAAUCCAUAUGUUUGGUGUUACUUUUUUGCUACUUGCAUACAAUCAUUGUAUUGCUAUAGUUGGGAUAUUUUACGAGAUUUUGGUUUAUUUGAAAAAUUCCAAGGAGAAAAUAUUUUUUUACGCAAUCAAAUUGUAUAUCCAGCUAAAUUUUACUAUUUUGUCAUUGUGGUGAAUUUGUUUCUGCGUUUCUUUUGGCUGCUUGCUAUGAUGGUAACUGCAAAUUGUGGAGUGAAUAAUUAUUUAGUGGAUACUGCAGCAGGAUGUUUGGAAAUUUUUAGACGCUUUCUAUGGAAUUACAUACGAUUAGAAAAUGAACAUCUCAACAAUGUAGGACAAUUUCGUGUUGUUCGUGAUCUCUUCAUUGCACCCAUAGAGGAUGGCAAAGAUCGAGCAGAUUUGAAAAGAAUGAUGGAUGAAGAUGAUGGAGUAACAAACCGCCGGUAUAUCCAUUUGAAAGAAAAUAAUAAUGGGAUUGAAUCCACUGAGGAUGACAAAGGUCCUGCUCAUUUAGAAAUGAUGAUGGAUGAGGAUGAUGGCGAAGAAAACUGCAAGAAUAACCAUUUUGAAGAUGAUGACAAGGAAGACUAAAAUGUUCCUAAUCUGAAUUAUGAUUUUUAUUGUUUUGUUUUAGUUGUAUCUUAAGAAAAUAUACUAAAAUAUUCACAAAUGAUGGAUAUUUUAUCUUUUA
Messenger RNA from Stomoxys calcitrans (stable fly), 2255 nucleotides. Its product is annotated as xenotropic and polytropic retrovirus receptor 1 homolog. The record is from RefSeq and is a predicted model, not a curated record. NCBI's taxonomy places the organism in Eukaryota, Metazoa, Arthropoda, Insecta, Diptera, Muscidae. Gene Ontology annotation, molecular function: inositol hexakisphosphate binding. Gene Ontology annotation, cellular component: plasma membrane; Golgi apparatus; cytoplasm. Bases 74 to 2155 code for a protein of 693 amino acids. The transcript is spliced from 7 exons. Gene Ontology annotation, biological process: cellular response to phosphate starvation; phosphate ion transport.